Molecule: messenger RNA, 2147 nt
Organism: Morus notabilis
Lineage: Eukaryota; Viridiplantae; Streptophyta; Magnoliopsida; Rosales; Moraceae
Product: homeobox protein knotted-1-like LET6
Exons: 4
Coding region: 757-1914 (385 amino acids)
Biological process (GO): regulation of DNA-templated transcription
Cellular component (GO): nucleus
Molecular function (GO): DNA binding; DNA-binding transcription factor activity, RNA polymerase II-specific
Source: RefSeq, a predicted model, not a curated record
UCCUUCUUAACCCCAUUAAUUAUGGUGGCUCUACUGAUCCCGUUUAAGCAAAGAUUUUGCUAUCACUUCACUGUAAAUCAAAUGUCCCAUUCUCUUCCCUCCCACUCACUGUAGAACUGAAUGUAGAGAGAGAGAGAGAGAGAGAGGGGGUGAGUGGCAGUGGCGGUGCAAUAAACGAGGAGAUUUAUUUAUAUGUUGAAAUAGGGGGAGUUUGAUUUUCAUCGGGAAGGAAAUUUGGUCUGAGGAUUCAGAAAGAAAAGUUGCAGAGAUACACGUUAACCCCGCGUGCACACCCCCCAUCGUCUUUAAACCAACCCCCUCUUCAACUCUCUCCCUGUCUCUCCCUAUUUUCGGUAAUACACAAUAUACUUGACUGGAGAGAGAGAGAGAGAGAGAGAGAGAGAGAGAGAGAGAGUGUGUGUUUGUGCAUAAGAGAAGAAAAGAAAAAGUACCCAUUUCCGAGGGAGGGUCUCUGAAUCCACCUUUUACAGAGACCAGCCAAGAAGAGAGAAGGAAAAGAAAAGAAAAGAAAAGAAAAGCCCUGAUCGUGUAAUUUUUGACUGGCUAGUACAGGCGCAAAACCCUGCAAACUUUAGGGAUUUUUUCUGUAAAAAGACUCUGAGUUUUAGCUUAAAAACCGGGAGAAGAACUCUAGGGACACAAUCAUAUAUGGCCUGGUUUUAGAGAGAGAGAGAGAGAGAGAGAGAUUGAGAAUUAGUGUAGCCAAAUUACGAGCUACUUCAGCUGGGGGUGAUAAUGGAGUUUGGGGAUCAGAAUAAGUACAUUAGUAAUAGUGGAAGUGGAGUUUCUUCUUCUGCUGCUGCUUCUUCGCUGCUGCAGAUGAUGGAUAUUAAUAACAGUAAUAACAAUAAUAAUAGCAUUCUGCCUUCAAUGAUCAACAAUUCUGGUGGUACUGCAGACAGAUCAAGAUCAUCUGCAUCCUCGUCACGGCUCAAUCUCCAUCUUCCUCGACCCGGCCUGGCCCACAACAAUAAUCCCAACCAACAACAUCUCAGAUCAGGAUCAAGUGGUCCUCCUUUCAAGCCCAAUGACAACCUCAAUAUCACCGAUACCACUACUAAUACUUUUUCUAAUAAUGUUUCUACCAUGAAAGCCAAGAUCAUGGCUCAUCCUCUCUUCCCUCGUCUCUUGACCGCCUACGCCAAUUGUCAAAAGGUCGGAGCGCCAGCUGAAGUGGUGGCUAGGUUAGAGGAGGCGUGUGCUAAUAAUUGCGAGGGCACCAUGGGAAUUUCAACGAGAAGUAGAAGUAGCAAUAGUAGUACAACAUCCACAGGCUGUAUAGGAGAAGAUCCUGCGUUGGACCAGUUCAUGGAAGCCUACUGUGAGAUGCUGGCAAAAUAUGAGCAAGAACUCACAAAGCCUUUCAAGGAAGCCAUGCUUUUCCUCUCUAAAAUCGAGUGUCAGCUCAAAGCCCUAACAGUUUCUUCCGCCUCAGAUUCUGCGUGUGUUGAUUUCGCUGGACAAAAUGGAUCCUCCGAAGAAGAGGUUGACGUGAAUGAUAGUAUCAUAGAUCCUCAAGCCGAAGACAAGGAAUUGAAAGUUCAGCUCUUGCGCAAGUACAGCGGAUACCUCGGCAGUCUCAAGCAGGAAUUCCUGAAGAAGAAAAAGAACGGAAAGCUGCCAAAGGAAGCCCGGCAACAAUUGCUUGACUGGUGGAGCAGACACUACAAAUGGCCUUAUCCUUCGGAGGCUCAGAAACUAGCACUUGCGGAAUCUACCGGUCUUGAUUUAAAGCAGAUAAACAACUGGUUCAUCAACCAGCGGAAGCGCCACUGGAAGCCCUCGGAGGACAUGCAAUUCGUCGUGAUGGACACCGCGCAUCCCGGACACUACUACAUGGACAAUAUCAUGUACAAUCCCUUCCCCAUGGACUGCUCAUCUACUCUCCUCUGAUCACCUCACCUUCUCUAUCUUGUUAUAACCAUGUAAUGUUUGUAUUCAAUAUUCUCUUUGGAAAACUUUGUCUUACCUUUCUUUCAGUACCACGUCGAAAGAAUUCGACCUUCUGAAACCAUCUACUUGUUUUUGUUUCGUCUUUGAUGACAAGACAAAUUGACGCGUGCUAGGUGAAAAUAGAUCUUUUGACGCACAACUGCGUAUUAUAUAUAUAUAACAAGAACAAAUUU